AUGGGUUCACCUUCUUCCUUUUGUGGAGUCACUUUGGUCGAUAGCCCAGUGGUUCGACUGGCAUUUGAAUUUGCCAAAGAGAACCUUGAUGAAGUGUCGUUUCGUCAUGUGUACCGUUCUUGGAUUUUUGGUGCCAUACUUGCCUCGAAAAUUCCAGCCUUUGCCAAAAUAAAUUUUGAGGUGCAUGCGAUAUCGACUCUUCUUCAUGAUCUUGCCUGGGAUCAUCUGAGCUCAUUUUCAACACCAGACAAGCGCUUUGAAGUUGAUGGGGCUAAUGCUGCCCGGAAAUUUUUAGAGCGAGAAGCACCACAAUUUGACAAUCGCCAGCUACAGCUUGUCUGGGACAGCAUUGCUCUACAUGCUACUCCGAGUAUUGCUCAACACAAGGAGCCCGAAGUUGCCCUCUGUACUAUGGGUAUCACAGUUGACUUUCUGGGAUCCCGUUUUCCUGGAGGUUUGAUCACGGAUGAUGAAUACAAUGCGGUAGUCAAAGAGUUACCCUCGGUUGAUUUUAAGGAGUCUGUUAAAAGAAAAAUGUGCGGGCUAUGUGCGAAUAAGCCUGAGACAACUUACGAUAAUUUCGUGAGGGACUUUGGUGAGCGGUUUGUGGUUGGAUAUUCCGCAAGAGUAAUAAACUCCGUCGAUAUAUUGCUAGGAGCGGAUUGGAGACGUGGACCUGUAGAAUAA
Talaromyces rugulosus is the source of this 687-nucleotide messenger RNA. RefSeq lists its product as uncharacterized. The record is from RefSeq and is a predicted model, not a curated record. Lineage: Eukaryota; Fungi; Ascomycota; Eurotiomycetes; Eurotiales; Trichocomaceae. Bases 1 to 687 code for a protein of 228 amino acids. The transcript has a single exon.